This is a messenger RNA of Triticum aestivum (bread wheat), 1175 nucleotides long. Its product is annotated as OVARIAN TUMOR DOMAIN-containing deubiquitinating enzyme 4. The coding region runs from base 283 to 762 and encodes 159 amino acids. Gene Ontology annotation, biological process: ERAD pathway; protein deubiquitination; endoplasmic reticulum unfolded protein response. The record is from RefSeq and is a predicted model, not a curated record. The transcript is spliced from 6 exons. NCBI's taxonomy places the organism in Eukaryota, Viridiplantae, Streptophyta, Magnoliopsida, Poales, Poaceae. Gene Ontology annotation, molecular function: cysteine-type deubiquitinase activity. Gene Ontology annotation, cellular component: cytosol; nucleus.
AGGGGGGCGUCGGCCGUCGGUCGGUUCGAUGGGACGCGGCGGCGGCGAGGGCCUCCACCCGGCCAGCCCCGGCGGCCUGAAAAGCGAAUCCGAUUCCACGCCCGUCCCCCCCUCAACCCGCCACUUUCUGUAGCAACAUUCCUGCCUCCGUCUCGCUCUCCCUUCCUGCUUUGCUUGUUAUUCCUUCCGCCCGCUUGCUUCCCCUCCCUGCCGUGGAAGAGGAGCAAGGGGAGGAAGAGGGCCGGCCCAUCGCCGCCGCCGUCGCCGCCGCCGGCAGGGCGGAUGUCGGACCGGGAGCUCCCGCCGCCGCUGCGAUCCAUCCGAAUUACAGGGGACGGGAGGUGCCUGUUCCGGUCCGUCGCCUAUGGCGCCUGCAUAAGGAGAGGCAAGCAGUCGCCGAGCGACAGCGCCCAGAAGGAACUCGCCGACGAGCUUCGAGCAAAGGUUGCAGAUGAGUUCAUCAAGCGACGAGGAGAUACCGAAUGGUUCCUCGAAGGCAAUUUCGAGAGCUAUGUGCGGAAGAUGAGGAAGCCUCACGCCUGGGGAGGAGAACCUGAGCUGCUCAUGUGCUCACAUGUUCUUGGGAUGCCCAUCACCGUCCACAUGUACACCAAGGGCACCGAUAACCCCAGGAUCAUAGCAGAGUAUGGCCAGGAGUACGGCAAGGACAACCCGGUCCGUGUUCUAUACGACGGUUAUGGGCACUACGACGCGCUGCAGCCAUCUCUUGUAAGAACACAACCAAGACUGAGAGGAGCGUAGCUAACCGGAGAAUGGUGCGCUAUGUAAGCUUCUUCUACUACUUCUCUAGGGCAGCCGCAUAAAUUCCGACAUCUGCUGCAACUUGGUUUCGUUCGAGUUGGCAGAUCACGGUAUAGCACAUAUGGAGGUUCAGCCCGGGUUCGCUGCUCUAUCGUUCGAUCUUCUUCGAGGCUGAUGUAUAAAUAAUAAGCUUCGCGUGUGUAACUCCUGAUCCAGUCAGGGAAUUUAACUGCAUAAACUUACACUGCGUCCAGCUUAAAAUGGAGUGUUUUGUGUAAAUUCUGGAAUAUUUUACUCUGAAAGCUUUGCUGAUGGACAUAUGGUUCGCCGACAAUUGCUUCGAAGCAACUGAAUUCUCACGGCGAAUGUGAAUACAAUCUUUCUCAGAGUAUGAAUACAAUCUUAUUUUGUUA